Molecule: messenger RNA, 1284 nt
Organism: Cordyceps militaris CM01
Lineage: Eukaryota; Fungi; Ascomycota; Sordariomycetes; Hypocreales; Cordycipitaceae
Exons: 2
Coding region: 1-1284 (427 amino acids)
Source: RefSeq, a predicted model, not a curated record
AUGAAGGCGAGUGUCGCGGCGAAGAGGGCGGCUCCCCUCGAGCGCGAGUCCGCCCCCCCAGCGAAACGAGCCGCCUCAUCACUAUCGUCGAGCAACUGGCAGCAGGACAUAAUCCUCGCGAUCGCCGCCAAGAGGGCCGCUCGUCCCCGACCACGCAGGUCCUACGCCGAAGGUGUCAUGCUGAUGGCCCAAGAAUUUCUGGAUGACAGGUUGAUGCCCUGCGACAGUCCUGACGACAACAAAGGCGACGAGCUCGAUGAAAACGAUGAUACACCACUGAGCCUCAUUUUCCAAGGCGUCAACCCCGAAGACGGUAAACUACAUCACCCGGAAGCGCAAGACGGCGAAACGAAACACGGCAAAGCAAAGGUCGGCGAAACAAGAGACAGCGAAACAAAAGACGGCAAACCAAGCGACCCGAACUCUAAAAAUAGCAACCUCCGUACACGCCAAAUCAGUCCCGAUGACUUUAAAAUCCCACGCCUACGCCGCUGCCCCUUUGAUAUUAACACUAUGACGAUUAUCGGGCCUGUUCAUCCCCACAAGUACCGGCAAGUCGUCCACUAUCCAAGCAAGAACACGCCAGACAUAGACGGCGGCUUCGAUGGCUAUAAUUGGAAAGUCUGCUUCGGCGACCGCGGGCCCUUUGUCUUAAAGGUUUUCUGGGACCAGGAACCGCCUGAGCCGUGGUAUUACUACGCUUUACAGCGUGAGUGCCAGAAUGUCGCCGUUCUACAGAUGAUGCAGGCAGCGUUUAGGCUCACAGAUGACGUCGGCCCGGUGAUUGUGCAGCCACACCCGAGCACAUGGGACGUGGCAUUAAACAACAUGCUCGCAUUCUCUAACGAGCACCGGCAGCGUAACGCCCAGGCAAUAGCGGCCGAUGCCGCCUUCCUAGACCACAAGAGGCAGCUUACCUGGAUGCCGCGUAUAAGACGGUGCUAUGGCUGGACGCGUAUCACAGGAACAAGGCUAGACAAGGAGUUGCCGCCCGAAUGGCAUCCUCGCCCUGUUACGCUUAAUCACAAGCUAAGAGAGCUACAGCGGGAUCUCACAUACACGGCGCUUAUCUACGAGUAUAUCCCGGAGGCCCCUAACGACGAGGCGGCGCUGGCAGAUUCGCUAGCGUUUUUUCGGGAUGCGGGCUUUGCGCACACAUUGACAUCGCUAGCGAGGAACUGGAAAGGGAAUGUUCUUAUCGACAUGUCAGACCUUGUCGCUGCGUGUGGCUGGAACUGGGACCGGUGGCGCCUAAUCCCUGAAUGUAUACUGAGAGCCAUCUGA